CCAGACUAAUGAGUUCCGAGAACACGUACUCGCUCUCCAGGGAGCAUUGUAACCUGAAGUAUUCGGACAUCCUGCCUCAAAAUGCCGAAGGUUUCCCGGCGACCAGGGAGUUCCUGAUGAAGGUGGUGGACAUUCUGUUGGAUUUUAUCAAGUCCACGAACGAUCGAAACGCGAAGGUCCUCGAAUUUCAUCAUCCAUCCGAGAUGAUGCGUUUGCUGGACCUUGAAAUACCGGAUUCUGGUCUGACCCUACAACAACUGCUCAUCGACUGCUCCACUACUCUGAAGUACCAAGUUAAGACUG
Dufourea novaeangliae is the source of this 303-nucleotide messenger RNA. Its product is annotated as glutamate decarboxylase-like. Gene Ontology annotation, molecular function: carboxy-lyase activity. Gene Ontology annotation, cellular component: cytoplasm. The transcript is spliced from 2 exons. Lineage: Eukaryota; Metazoa; Arthropoda; Insecta; Hymenoptera; Halictidae. The annotation marks the transcript as partial. The record is from RefSeq and is a predicted model, not a curated record.